Molecule: messenger RNA, 927 nt
Organism: Cajanus cajan (pigeon pea)
Lineage: Eukaryota; Viridiplantae; Streptophyta; Magnoliopsida; Fabales; Fabaceae
Source: RefSeq, a predicted model, not a curated record
AUGGAGAUGAUGGUUAUGGCUAUGCAACAACAGAAUGCCUACUUUGCUAGGAUGAAUGAUAAGAGAGUUGCAGCUAGUGUAGCAAGACCAGUUGGGUCACAGGAGAGUCGGGACUUGGCUGAGUUUAGGAAGUGUAGUCCUAUUCAGUUCAAAGGUGAUACAGAUCCAAAGGUAGCUGACCACUGGAUCUGUGAGAUGGAGAAGAUGUUUACAGUGCUGAGAUAUUCUAAGGAAAGGAAGUUGGCUUAUGCCAUUUAUAUGCUGGUUAGGGAAGUUGAGUAUUGGUGGAGGGGCACUCAUCAAAUGUUGGUUGCUAGAGGAGUGGUGGUUGAUUGGGAAUGCUUCAAGAGGGUGUUUCUCGAGAAGUAUUUCCUUGAGAGUGUGAGACAUUCCAAGGAAGCGGAGUUUAUAAAGUUGCAUCAAGGGAGCUUGACAGUCUCAGAUUAUGCGAUGAAGUUCGAGCAUUUGGCUCGUUUUUUUAUUCACAGGCUAUCUUUGAAGUCUGGAAGUGUAGAAAGUUUGUUGAAGAAGGUGGCAACCGGGUGGCGAAGACUAUUGAGGGACCAGCUGGGUCCAAGAGGGGUGGAGGUCAAAGGAAGCCUUAUGAUAGGCCCCAAUCACAACAAGGGGGGUCCUGUCACAAGGAAACAUACUGACACAACUAGGAGUUGGGGUCAGAGUGGAGUUGCUACUCUCAGAUGUUAUAGAUGUGGUGGACCUCACUUCAUUCGUGAUUGCCCUCAUACCAAUAGCAAGUGCUUUAGGUGUGGCCAGGUGGGUCACAUGUCGAUUAGUUGUCCUGUAGGUGCCAGACAGACCAGGAGUGCCCUGAGGGGUGAUAGAUCUACUGUAGCUGAGAGGGUGUUUACCUUGACCCGAGCCGAAGCUUCCACUUCAUCUGAUCUAGUGAAGGGGAAGGGUAAAUGA